AUGACUAUCCCAGACCGAUCUAUCCGGAUAUGUGCCGACAGGGGAGGGACAUUCUGCGAUGUACAUGCAUCGUUCCCCGACCCAGAGAAUCCCAAGGAGAGGAAGGAAAUUGUCGUGAAGUUGCUGUCUCAGGAUCCAGCCAACUACCGCGAUGCGCCUACUGAAGGCAUCAGGCGGGUGCUAGAGAUCGCAACGGGCACACAGAUUCCUCGUGGAGAGGUCCUGCAGACGGACAAGAUCGAUUACAUCCGUCUCUCGACUACCGUAGCCACGAACGCGCUGCUCGAGCGCAAGGGGCACAAACACGCGCUCCUCAUCACGCGCGGCUUCAAGGACCUCCUGCUCAUCGGGAACCAGUCGCGCCCCAAGAUCUUCGACCUCAACGUCCGCCGCCCCGCGCCGCUCUACUCGACGGUGCUCGAGGUCGACGAGCGUGUCACGCUCGUCGGCUACACGUCUGACCCCAAGUCGGAGGAGCACGCAGUGCAGUUCGACGAGCACGGCAAGGUCACGCGUGGAUACCGCGGCAAGGGCUGGGACGGCGCGGGCGAUGCGGAGGGCCCCGGCGAGAUUGUCCAGGGUCUGUCUGGCGAGGCAGUACGCAUUCUGAAGCGGCCAGAGCUCGGCCCGGUGCGCGCGGACCUGCAGCGGCUGUACAGCGAGGGCUACCGCUCGCUGGCGAUCGUGUUCUGCCACUCGUACACGUUCCCGGAGCACGAGUCGGCGGUGGGCGCGGUCGCGCGCGAGGUCGGUUUCACGCACGUGUCCGAGUCGUCGCGUCUGCUGCCGAUGAUCAAGAUGGUGCCGCGCGGGGUGUCGUCGACGGCGGACGCGUACCUGACGCCGAUCCUGCGCGACUACCUCGACGGCUUCUUCAGCGGGUUCGACGCGCAGCUCAAGGACGGCCGGCUGCGCAGCCCGCGCGUCGAGUUCAUGGGCAGCGACGGCGGCCUACUGGACCUGACGAACUUCACGGGGCUGAAGAGCAUUCUGAGCGGGCCGGCGGGCGGUGUCGUCGGCUAUGCGCUCACCAGCUGGGACGAGGAACGCAAGCAUCCCAUCAUUGGCCUCGAUGUGGGCGGUACAUCGACGGACGUCUCUCGCUACGACGGCCGGUACGAGGUCGUGUACGAGACCACGACUGCCGGCGUGACCAUUCAGUCGCCACAGCUGGACAUCAACACCGUCGCAGCUGGUGGCGGCUCGUGUCUCACGUUCCGCAACGGACUCUUCCUGGCAGGCCCGGAGAGCGCGGGUGCAGAGCCUGGUCCUGCAUGUUAUCGUAAGGGCGGACCGCUGGCGGUGACCGACGCUAACCUGGUCCUCGGCCGCCUGGUGCCCGACUACUUCCCCAAGAUCUUCGGCAAGUCGGAGAAGGAGCCUCUGGACACGGAGGCGUCGCGGUCUGCGUUUGAAACGCUGGCGAAGGAGAUCAACGCGAACCAAGAAAAGCAGCUAGACCUCGACGAGAUCGUCUACGGUUUCAUCAAGGUCGCGAAUGAGACCAUGGCGCGACCAAUCCGCGCGUUGACGGAAGCAAGAGGAUAUGCAUUGUCUAAGCAUAUUCUCGCGAGCUUCGGCGGUGCGGGCGGUCAGCACGCCUGCGAGAUUGCGCAGCUGCUCGGCAUCAAGACCAUCCUCAUCCACCGAUACAGCUCCAUCCUCUCCGCCUACGGGCUGGCGCUCGCCGACCGCGUGUACGAGCUGCAGCAGCCCUCCUCCACGUUUUACACGCCGGACAACCGACAGACGCUCCUCACGCGGCUCGACAAGCUCGACGCGGACGUGCGCGCUGAGCUCGCGCGCCAGGGCUUCGAGGGCGAGCACGUCCACACAGAGCGCAUGCUCAACAUGCGCUUUGACGGCACAGACACAGCACUGAUGGUGCUGCCCCAUGCGAAGGAUGGUGACGGCCAGGAGGACUUCGAGGCUGCAUUCAAGCGCGCAUACAAGGCCGAGUUCGGCUUCCUGCUGGACACCAAGUCGAUCAUCGUCGACGACAUCAAGGUCCGUGGUAUUGGCAAGACAUUCGACACGCUCGGCGAGUCCGUCUUCGCCGAGGUCGCCAAAAUGGAGACGCGCGCGGUCGACCAGAAGAAGGCGGACACAACUUGGAGCGUCUACUUUGACCGCGUCGGGCGUGUCAACGACACGCCGGUGUACCUCCUGCCGGAUCUCGCGGAUGGGGACGUUAUCGAGGGCCCGGCGAUGAUCAUCGACAACACACAGACGAUCGUGCUCAUACCUGGGGCGCGGGCGCUGUUGACGAGCAAGCAUUUGUACAUUACCUUGGAGUAG
Postia placenta MAD-698-R-SB12 is the source of this 2298-nucleotide messenger RNA. RefSeq lists its product as hypothetical. The transcript has 10 exons. Gene Ontology annotation, cellular component: cytosol. NCBI's taxonomy places the organism in Eukaryota, Fungi, Basidiomycota, Agaricomycetes, Polyporales, Adustoporiaceae. Gene Ontology annotation, biological process: glutathione metabolic process. Gene Ontology annotation, molecular function: 5-oxoprolinase (ATP-hydrolyzing) activity. The coding region runs from base 1 to 2298 and encodes 765 amino acids. The record is from RefSeq and is a predicted model, not a curated record.